CCUGGUCUGGUCUGCCUUGCAGUGUUGCUACUGGAGACGAUCGAGAACGACGACAUCGGGAGGAAGACACUGAAGAUCACAGACUUUGGUCUGGCUCGGGAGUGGCACAACACCACCAAGAUGUCCGCCGCAGGAACCUACUCCUGGAUGGCCCCUGAGGUCAUCAAGUCCUCGCUCUUCUCUAAAGGCAGUGACGUAUGGAGCUACGGGGUGCUGCUGUGGGAGCUGCUGACGGGGGAGGUGCCGUACCGGGGGAUCGACGGGCUGGCCGUGGCCUACGGCGUGGCCGUCAACAAGCUGACCCUGCCCAUCCCCUCCACCUGCCCAGAGCCCUUCGCCAAGCUCAUGGAAGAGUGCUGGGACCAGGACCCCCACGUGCGGCCCUCCUUCUCCUGCAUCCUGGAGCAGCUGUCGGCCAUCGAGGAGGCGGUGAUGGCCACCAUGCCCCAGGAAUCCUUCCACAGCAUGCAGGACGACUGGCGCGUGGAGAUCCAGGAGAUGUUCGACGAGCUCAGGACCAAAGAGAAGGAGCUGCGCUCGCGGGAGGAGGAGCUGUCGCGGGCCGCCCUGCAGCAGAAGUCCCAGGAGGAGCUGCUGAAGCGGCGGGAGCAGCAGUUGGCGGAGCGGGAGAUCAACGUGCUGGAGCGGGAGCUCAACAUCCUCAUCUUCCAGCUCAACAAGGACAAGCCCAACGUCAAGAAGAGGAAGGGCAAGUUCAAGCGCUCCCGCCUAAAGCUCAAGGACGGCAACCGCAUCAGCCUGCCCUCGGAUUUCCAACACAAGAUCACGGUGCAGGCCUCGCCCUCAAUGGACAAGAGGCGGAGUCUUCACAGCACAAACUCCUCCCCUCCCAGUAGCCCCACCCUCAUCCCGCGACUACGAGCCAUUCAGCUGCAGUGUCGUCCGCACAGGGACAGUCUGUAUGUUUACCAGCAGGAGGUGGAUCUCACCAGCGAGUUGGCUGCAGACCACUCAGGGCUCAGGAGCAAAGUGACCCUGGAUGAGAGCAACCGGACGUGGGGCCGCAGCACCCUCUUCAGGCCCGAGGAGUUCGACGACGUGAAGAAGGGCAUCAAGAAGAAGGGCCGGACCUGGGGCCCCAGCUCGGUGCAGAGCAAGGAGCGGCCCGCCACCGCCGAGAGAGUUCGACCCCUCUCUGAUGGCAACAACCCGUGGUCCACCAGUCUGCUGAAGACCCAGAAGUCCGUCCCCCUGGCGGCGCUGUUCGCUGAGCAAGGGGGCGGUAAAGACGACACCUACUCCCCAGACGGCGGCGAUGGUGGCAGCAGCAGCAGCUCGAAACCAAAGCAACUCAAGUUCCCCAAC
This is a messenger RNA of Gadus macrocephalus (Pacific cod), 1326 nucleotides long. RefSeq names its product mitogen-activated protein kinase kinase kinase 21-like. The transcript is spliced from 9 exons. The record is from RefSeq and is a predicted model, not a curated record. Lineage: Eukaryota; Metazoa; Chordata; Actinopteri; Gadiformes; Gadidae. Gene Ontology annotation, molecular function: JUN kinase kinase kinase activity; ATP binding; protein tyrosine kinase activity. Gene Ontology annotation, biological process: protein phosphorylation. The annotation marks the transcript as partial.